GAAACAAUUUCCAGCGAACUAACUACUGUGUACGAAACGUCAAGACAAUCGUGUGGUAAAGAACUUAGUGGACCAGUUACGAAAUAUUUGGACUGUAGAACAACAAUAAAUAACGGAAAAAUAUUUGAAUCAUUGGAAGAAGAUUCAGCCAAGGUGAACGUUGAUGACGAACAACCGUACAGUAAUGGUCAAGUUGAACUUCAUGUGUCACCAAAGGAAGCUCUUAAAAAUGAGAGAAUUUUACCUUUUAUCCAUAGUUUGUAUUUGCUCAUGUUAUCCAUUCAUGUUUGUGAAUGUUUUUUAUAAGACAUAUGGACAGACGUUUAUAUCAGACGACACGUUUCUGUCCACUAUUGGUUCUGUAGCUGGAGCUGUUCAUGCCCUUAGCCGAGUGAUUGUGGGCUUAAUUCAGGACAAAUUAUCUUACAAGUUAACGAUGCUCCUCUUGCUGGGAAUAAAGACAGUAUUGCUGUUCACUCUCGUGGCGACACCUUAUGGAGGAAAGGUGACGUACAUGAUAUGGAUCUGUGGCCUCUUUGCGACAUUUCCUCUUGUUUUUGUCUGUAUUCCGGCUGCUGUUGCUGAAAUUUUUGGAACGAAAUACACUGUUGAAAUUUUUGGAAUGGUACUCUUUGCAUCAACAACUUGUUUCUUUCUCUGGCCUUUAGUUCUCCAUCGUAUUACUUCUUCUUUAGGAUGGUUUGCUACAUUUUGUGUGACAGCAACUGUUUCAUUCAUAGGUGGACUAAUGACAUCUGGUAUUGACUGAAAAACGUCGUCGAUAAUGAAUAUGUUGUACAUAAGUG
Limulus polyphemus (Atlantic horseshoe crab) is the source of this 806-nucleotide messenger RNA. RefSeq lists its product as uncharacterized. Bases 164 to 769 code for a protein of 201 amino acids. The record is from RefSeq and is a predicted model, not a curated record. The transcript is spliced from 5 exons. NCBI's taxonomy places the organism in Eukaryota, Metazoa, Arthropoda, Merostomata, Xiphosura, Limulidae.